Messenger RNA from Oppia nitens, 3338 nucleotides. Its product is annotated as mucin-2-like. Gene Ontology annotation, molecular function: protein binding. Lineage: Eukaryota; Metazoa; Arthropoda; Arachnida; Sarcoptiformes; Oppiidae. The record is from RefSeq and is a predicted model, not a curated record. Bases 1 to 3330 code for a protein of 1109 amino acids. The transcript has 5 exons.
AUGCAAAAGCUUUACUUUAUUUUAUCGUUUGUUUUAAUUAUAAUUUUUCACUUCAAUGCACAUGCCGUUCCCCUAAGAUAUAGGCGAGCAUUUUCCUACAUUGCCAAUGAUACCGCCUGUACAGUUGACCACAUUGUCUACAAAGACGGUGAUCCGAUCCCUACUGACGACCCGUGCGAGUCAUGCAAGUGUCGACCACCAGGUUUUGCGUGUGUCCUAAGAGAGUGUGAGGUCAAGACUGGAUGCAAAGCUAUCCGAAGAGAGGGCGAGUGUUGUCCAGAAUACCAGUGCGGUUGUGAACACAAUGGAAAGUACUAUCGGGACGGCGACCGUAUUCCCAAUGCCGAGAGUCCCUGUUAUUCGUGUUACUGUCAGGGCAGCUCAAUUACAUGCUCACUGGCCGACUGUAAGUUCAGAUUUGACUGCGAACCUGAAUAUCUUCAGGGAGAGUGCUGUCCCCGAUAUGAUCACUGUCCACCCGAGCAUGUAGCAACAAGUGUGACUGUCAAGAGUACUAUGAUACCGGUGCUGACCACACUCAUGACCACAAAGCCAACCGUACCAAUCUAUACAACAUCACAGUCGCCAAUAACUACAUCACCAGCUCAUACACCACCAACAACAACAACUCCGGCAACAGCACCGACAGUGGUCACUACAACUACUACUACACCUCCAUCAUCACCAUCGAUGUCGUCGACGUCAGAAAACAAGGAAUUACCCACAAGUACUUCAAUCAAAAUGUUUACAACAACUACAACACCUCCACCAGAGACAACACAAGAGCCUAUCGCGACAACACUGUCGACUACCACCACCACCACUACUACUACAGAAUCUCCUAUAACAACACUAUCUACAGAAUAUGCAACAUCACCGCCACCAUCUACGACAACAACUACAACUACACCGACGCCUAUACCUGAAACUGAAACAACAACUACACCUGAGAUAACAACUAUGCCAGCGAUGAUCACCACCAGCACAUCGAGCUCAUCAUUGCCACCAUCGACUUUGCCGCCUAUUUCUAUAACUCAAAAAGAUAUUGUCGACAACUUAUCUUCUGUUUCUUCGGGUUCAAGUCUAACGACUGAGGAGACUAUAACCAUCGCCGCCACCGUCGCCGACAUCGAAUCUCCAACAACUUUAGCCGCGACUAUAGCUGAUAAAGAAUUGCCAACAGAAAUGACUACAAAAUUAUCGAUCGAAUCGAUUAGUUCAUCGACGACAACACCACCAGAAUCUACAGAAUCCGUGACAUUGAGAAUAUCGACAGAAUUGCCGACCACUUUGAGUGAAUCUAAAGAAUCGUCUAAAGAGACAACAAAUACUCCAAUUAUUGAAUACUCAACAACUAAUACUCCAGACAUAGUCGUCAGCACUGAUAUCUCUGAUGGUGUCAGUAAAGAAAGCUCAACACUAGUAACUGAUUCAAGUCCUUCAUCGGCUGAAACAACUGGAUUACCUGAAACCCCAGUUUCUUCUACUUCGACAUCAGUUGAAACAGAUAAAAAUGAAUCAAGUGUUGAGUCAGUAACUUCAGCGCCUAAAGUAAACGAAAUGACAACCAAUUUGGUAACUACUUUACCAUCAUCUGAGACAACCAAUGAAGACAAAAUAGAAACGACUUCAAAGGAAGUGAUAGUUGAAUUGGAAACGACAACCAAUAGUUUGAUCACAGAUUUAGAUAAAUCGGAAACAAAAGUGACUGAAGAAAAACUCAUUCCCGAUAUGACCACAAUUACAGAUACACAGACAACACAGCCGCCAUCGGUAAAAUUGGAUAUCACCACCACUACUGCUAAACCUAUUGAAGUCGCUGAAGAGAUUACUACAACAUCAGAGAUUAUAUUGAAAGAGACUGUGGCAUCGCAACCGUCAUCUACAGAGUCCACCACCGAAAAAGUCACACCAGAAGAUAUUAAAACAACGACCAUUGAAACUGAAUUGACCACUAAAUCGGAAACAUCGGCUGAAACGUCUACUGAAUUAAAAUCAGAGUCGAUUGCAACGGAAAGUCCAACAAUAGUUAGUUCAGCAGAAAGUAUUGUCACAGAAAUGCCAAAGAUUAUAACAACAACAACCAUUAGACUUGAUUCGGAAACUAAUGAAUCAGAAAUGACAACUAAACCAAUUGUUGUCGAAGAAGUGGUAAUUAAAACUGACGAACCACCAAAAGCUCCGGAAGAAAUGCCGACAACUACAGUGAGAUCGGAAGCGACUGUCAUUGUGACUGAAAAAAUUCAAACACAGCCACAAAGUUUGCCGUCUGAAACCCAACCUUCAGAAUUGACAACUCAGACAUCGAUAAUUGUUUCCGAAGAAUCUAAGAUUACCGAUGAAAAAGCAGAAAAAACAUUAACGACGACAACGAUUCCAAUAACAACCAAAGUUGACGAUGAAAUUAGUGAAGCAAACGUAUCGCCCGACUCUAUGGUCGACAAAUCAACAUCAGAUCCAACUGUUGUUAAAUCGGACGAUCUGUUAAAAGAAAUUACAACAGAAAUUAUAAGCACUGAAAUGAGUACUUCCAAAGACAUAAUUAAUGAUAAUACUGAACCAUUAGCAUUAGUUACAACAGUUAGUCCAUCAUCGGUGGAAACAAUGACAACGACAACAUCAAUCAAUGCACAAGACGUCACUAAAGUGACGGCGGCUAAAGACAUUGUCGACGAGGCUGUGAUUCCUGAAGUGACUACAACUAAACCACUGAAGACAAUUGAAGAGAUAACAACAACAACUACUACUUCUACUGAAGUUAGCGAAAAUGUCGAUAAUGUAGUUGUUGUCAAAACAACAGAUGAACCCAAAGUUGUAGAAGUAGAAAGUGUUAGCAACGAAGUAACAGAAAUUGUCACCGAAGUAAUGACCAGUGCAUCGGAUCCGACAAUGACGACGACGACAACAGCGGUUCCAGUUAUUGCCAAUGAUUCAAAUGAAUUGAAUGACGAACCUAUCACUAAUAAAACUGAUGUAAUUGUUUCAAAUGACACAAAACUUAUCGAAACGAUCUCAACAACAACAACAACGACGACAACACCGACACCAACAACAACAGUACUGCCAGAAAUGUCUAGUGAAUUGACGACAACAAGUAAUGGUGGAUCUAAUCUGGAAAUUGCCACAAAUAGUGCCAUUGAUGAUGAUGUGGUGGUAGAAGAUAUUAAGACAGAAGCAAACAAAUCGGAUGAGACAACAGCUGAGAAAACUAUUGAAGAGACGACAGAAAAAUCUGGUGAUAUUAUUAUUGACUCUCUGAAGAAAACAACAAAAGUCUUUGAAGACAUCGUUGAAUCAACGAUAGCGACGAUUAGUUCAGCGGUUAAUUAAAAUCUGAU